AUGGCAAUGCGAUUUACGCCUCUGCUUGUGCUGGUAUCCGGUGAUGCCCGGAAUGCGGAGCAACACGACAGUCCCCUAGCAUUCACUACGACAACAAGGGGCCUGCAUUUUACGUCAUGUUCGGGACUGCUGCUUGCCAAGGGCGAUUCCCACGAUGGCAUUGUGCUUGUGCCGGCAGCAGUCCUCCGCCACUGGAUGAAGCCUGGGGCGGGCUGGUUGGCAUCCUCCUGCGGCGCCGAGCCCCCAGCUCUAACGCCGGACUGUGCUAUAUGUGCUGUUGGCCCCGCCAGUGCCCUUAGCGAUGGCGCAGCAACUUGCAUUCCUAUUGCGACAGUUCAAGUUCCAGCACUCUCCCGUGCAGCUGCGUAUCUCCUACAGAGUUUGAACCGUGGCGAAUCUUCCGCUAAAUGGGCAUUUGAAUGGAACAUCGGCGGGCCUUGCAGCACGGCGGCGGAGCAGGGCUCCUUUGUGCUCUGCUGGGCACAGCCGCUUAGAGCCGCUGCUGCAGCGUGUACUAAUCGUGGCAAUGCGGGGGCCCCGGCGCCUGGCAGCAGCAGCGGUCCCGCUGCGGGUCAGCUACUGCCUGAUCACCUUCGCGAUGCAGCUCUCUGCCACAAUGGCUCUGGAGCCACAGUUUCGGACCUGGGGCCACUGAUCGAUCCCGCAUGUGUGGCUCUGUUGCGUUCGUUCUAUUUCUCUCUUUCAGCAACACCAGCAGCGUCGCCGCGGUGGCCAACAUCGGUGAUGUCGCCACAGCGAGGAGCUGCGUUCGCUGCAUGUGCAGCGUCGCCGCGUGUGCCGCCGUCUUCUUCAUCAAAGUGCGCGGGCACGGCGGCCUGCACCUGCACCUGCACCGGCGCGGCCCCCGGGCGCUUGGUGUCCGUGACAGGCAGCCCCUUCGGCUGCCUGGCCCCCUUCCAUUUCGCCAAUGCAACGAUCAACGGCGCAGUGGCAUGCGCUUUCCCUGCGCCGCUGGAUACCCCGACUGCUGCUGGUGGGGGCAACACGACCACUGUCGGUGCUACUGCCGCCGCCGCCGCCGCUGCCGACCCCUGCGGCUGUGGUCUUGGACCUGCGUUGUACGUCUUGGAUGCUCACGUGUUUCCCGGCAUGGAAGGAGCGCCGGUGACGCUGCAGGAACCGCCGCUGCAGCAGUCGCUGACGGCGCCAACAGCACCGGGCGCCGCUGACGGUGGCAGUAUCGACAGCAUCGCACUGCUGCCGGAGCCACCGCUGGCGCUGCUGUGCACUCCCAUCAGCCGCCGCGCUGACGGCGUCCAGAUGCCACUGGCGGCAGCCUGGAGCCACGUGGCAGCGGCGCUGAAAGGCGUCCUUGCGCAGCUGCUACUGCAGGCUCUGGGUCCGUCAGCCGUCGAUAGUACGGCUUUAAUAGCCCAUCUGACCGCUACCACUGACGCAGUGAAGGCGGGGAAGCAGCAGCUGCAGCUACAGCCCGUUGCCGCGUCGCGAAUAGUACCACAAGGUGCUACAACUGCUGUCACGAGGGGUUGCGGUGGUGGCUGGCGGCAUAGUGUACGGCCAGAAUGUGGUAGCGGAGGCAGCAGUGGCUGCAGAGGAGGAGGAGGCGGACAAGCACAGCCCCCUUCAGGGCGGCUGUGGGGGGGAGCUGGAGGGAGCGCCUACAGACCCGAGGCGGGCGAAGACGUGUUGGGUGACUGGGCUGAGGUGGGUGAUAGUGCUGCGGCUACCUGGCCUAAUGGCGGCGGCGAGGUCACCGCCGUCACGGUGCCGCCAGUCACGGCUAUGUCCUGUUGCAGCGGCGCCGUCACUAGGGCUGUAGCCGCUGGCAGCCCUGCGGUCGCGACCAUCUCCACGUCCCCGUCGGGUCGAUGUCCCACCCCGACCACAGCUAACUCGCACACUGCCGCCGGUGCCAGCGCUGCCCUGCUACAGCCGCUGGCGGCGGCGCCGACGCUGGCCGCCGCCGGCGUGGAGCUGCCCCCUUGGGUGCUGCAAGCCGUGGUCCUGCUCCGCUGUAACGGCUCCUGGGCGACGGGGGUUGUUGUGGAGGGCCGAUCGGGGCUGUUCAUUACCACGGCACACCUCUUUCAGCGCCCGCCCCACACGAACGCUGCAGGGGGCCCCAGCCAGCUGCAUGGGAAGCGGGGUGGCGCCGGUGGCAGCGCCGGCAGCAGCAGUGGUGACGUCUGGACGCACUUGCAAUGCUGGGCAAGGGUCCCGUGGGUCAGUGACAGUGGCGGCGGCGGCGACACUCGGAAACCCGCUGGCCGUGCCGGACUCGCGUAUCGAUGGAUGCGAGCUCGUGUGCUGUACAUAUGGUCAAACCACCUUGACCUUGCCGUAUUACAGCUGGAGCCGUCGUACGGCAGCAGCUGGGCGGCGGAAUCGAUGGCGGCGGCCCUGGUAGCAGUGCAUGAAACAGCGCACGCCAGGGUCGACUCCGAACUGGAAGCCUGUGUGUUUCGGCGAUUUUCAGCGCCAGUGCCGGUGGCGGUGGCGGAGGUGACGGAGCCCCAGUGCGCCGCGAGUGAUGGCUGCCGCAAUCUUGACGUUGCCGGCGCUGAGUCGCGCGAGCUGUACGGCCCAGGUAGCCCCGUGUGGGCUGUAGGGCACAGCCUGGUGGGCCCUGCGGCGGAAUGGCCGGCGCUGGUGUCGUACGGCUGUAUUGCACGGGUGGUACGGGUCCGCUCCGGGCGACCCACCAUGAUCAUCGCCACCACCACCACACAUGCGGGCGGCAGUGGGGGCGCGCUGCUGGAUGCGCGAGGUCGACUGGUGGGCUUGGUGACCAGCAACGCCAGACAUGCCGGGGUUACGACGUUGCCGAAUAUGGCCUUCUGCAUCGCAGCGGAGGAGCUGGAACCCGUAAUUCGCUGGGCAGCAGCACAAGGCUGCUGGGGCACUCAGACUACUGCUGAUACAGCCAAACCGACACCUGCUGCUGCUGCUGCUGCUGCUGCUGCUGGGCCGAUGGCGAGGGCGGCGAAGGACAUGGUGAUGUCGUCGGCGCCGUUCCCCCCCCGGUGCGGCUGGGCUGCGUUGGAGGCGCUGGAUGAGGACGACCCGGACGCCGCCAGGAUCUGGCGGUUGCAGAUGCCGUCCUUAGAGCGGGUCCUGGCGCCGGUCGGCCUCGCCGCCGCCGCCGCUGCAUCAGGGAUCUCUGAGCCGUUGCUGGCUGCAGCGCAGAGAGCAGCAGCUAUCGCCGCGGCAAGGGCCCGCGGAGGCGGAAGCUUGGAAGUGGGGGCUGUACACCCGUCUUCCACUGGCGUAUGGAGUCGGUUGUGA
Messenger RNA from Volvox carteri f. nagariensis, 3267 nucleotides. RefSeq lists its product as uncharacterized. The record is from RefSeq and is a predicted model, not a curated record. Gene Ontology annotation, molecular function: serine-type endopeptidase activity. NCBI's taxonomy places the organism in Eukaryota, Viridiplantae, Chlorophyta, Chlorophyceae, Chlamydomonadales, Volvocaceae. The transcript has 5 exons. Bases 1 to 3267 code for a protein of 1088 amino acids. Gene Ontology annotation, biological process: protein processing. Gene Ontology annotation, cellular component: peroxisome.